AUGAAUCGGAAUUUAGUUCAGCGCACCUCAAUUACAUCCCCGCGAAGAGAGGAGAUACAGUCUUGCGAAGCAUCCUCAAUAUACUCGUCUCCUGUUUCGACCUCGUCCCAGGGAGGUGUUUCCCCUAUUGGUCUGGGAAUUUCCCGCUGCGACAUCGACAAUGGAUUCGGUCAACUGAGGGCCUUCCCUACGUCGACACUGCCAUCGCAACUGAUUCCUGGAGCGCCAAAUCCCACCUUCGCAUUAUCCUAUGACGACUUUGCCGGAGCAUGCUAUCCAUCAGUUUACGAUGGACUCGUCAACAGUGCUUCAGAGACUUCACUGGGGUUCUACAGCCCCACGACGAUGAGCGCGUCUCCCAGCUACAACUCUGGCAUGGAGAUUGCCUCUGGCCAGAAUGUCUUCGCGGGCCAAAUGACCGAUAUGUGGAUGCACACACCUUGCUCGGGACCGACAACGCCAUCGGAUGUGGUCACUGUACCGAACGGCGCAGGACAAUGGGACCAGAGUGUGUAUUCGGACGUGUGUAUGCCCUCUCCGAUGCCCCUAUUAUCCGUCAACGACAUGUCCUACCUUGGGGCGAUGGGAGAGGAGAUUGGAUACGAUGGAUCUGGAAUCAACACUGGUCAAGUCUUGCAACCCCAAGCAUCUAUCGAAGGAUUCUCCGAUGGUGUCACGGACCCGAGUACAAUAGAGCGCUGCGCGUCAAAUGACAGGCUAGUAUCUGCCAGUGGCCUGGAAUGUCCAAUUUGUGGCGCAAAAUUCACGCGACGCUCCAACUGCAAGGAGCACCAAAAGCUGCACAACCCUGAAUGGAGGCACAACCAUCCUUGCGAUGAGUGCCACAAGUCUUUUGGCCGGAGCUCGGAUCUCAAACGACACAUGAACACCGUUCAUCUCGGGCUUCGGAAGUACUGCUGUGACUCUUGCGACCGGCGUUUCAGUCGUCAGGAUAGUCUAGCCAGACAUGAUUGUGCGGAGAAGCAGCGCAACACUGCGAAGUUUACCGGCCACGUUGAUCCUUCGCUCACGCCCAAGCAACGCCAACGAGUGCCGAAUCACCGCCGCUCAGCUAGCUAG
Penicillium roqueforti is the source of this 1080-nucleotide messenger RNA. RefSeq lists its product as uncharacterized. Lineage: Eukaryota; Fungi; Ascomycota; Eurotiomycetes; Eurotiales; Aspergillaceae. Gene Ontology annotation, biological process: regulation of transcription by RNA polymerase II. Gene Ontology annotation, molecular function: DNA-binding transcription factor activity, RNA polymerase II-specific; RNA polymerase II cis-regulatory region sequence-specific DNA binding. The transcript has 3 exons. Gene Ontology annotation, cellular component: nucleus. Bases 1 to 1080 code for a protein of 359 amino acids. The record is from RefSeq and is a predicted model, not a curated record.